ACAGACACAAUGAACCUUUUCCUUCAGUUCGAAACAAGCAGAUCUAGAAUCUUUACACCAUGCCACCAAAAAAGAAAGGGAAAGGAAACAGCAAAAAGGACAAGUCCAAAAAGAGCACACCAGAAAAAGAUGAUGGACUUACAGAGAAGUAUCGGAGAAGUGCCUUAGACGUGGCUGUUUUAAAAGAACAUCUUGCUCUGAGGACCAGUAUAACGCGUCAGGCCACAGCAGUGAGAGAUGACUUGAAAAGUCAAAUCAGAGAUCUGGAGCAGGUGCUCAGGCAGGAACGAUCAGACAUGAAGGACAUCACUACAGAUCUCAACCGCCAAUAUGAGUCCAUGGAAACAGACCUGCAGACUAAAGUAAACAGGCUUGAAGUGAGUGUAGAUUUGCUUGAGACGCAGCUCGCCGAAUGUCAGGUUAAAUUAAAAUCGGAAAGAGAGCAGCGAGAGAAGACAGAAGCAGAGAAAGACGCCAUCAUCUCUGACCUCCAAAGCAAACUGGAUAGUAUGGAGAGAGAGUGUGAGAAGAUCCUGCACGGCUGUCUGGACAGUUUGCUCUCUCACCUGGUCGAGACGCGGUUGCAGUGGGAAGAACAGAGCACAGACAUUCAUCAGGAAGUCAAGGACACGCUCAGAGACUUUGGGUUAAACCCGCUUCACAUAUGAGGACACCUUCGGUUGAGCACUGUGAACAGAACAGGAGCAGGACCAAGACAUCUGACCUUUGACAUCUGAGCAAUUGCACAUAUAUUGCAUAAACCAGUUUUCAAACUCCUAUAUAG
Molecule: messenger RNA, 784 nt
Organism: Sinocyclocheilus grahami
Lineage: Eukaryota; Metazoa; Chordata; Actinopteri; Cypriniformes; Cyprinidae
Gene: drc12
Product: dynein regulatory complex subunit 12 homolog
Exons: 6
Coding region: 60-668 (202 amino acids)
Source: RefSeq, a predicted model, not a curated record